This is a messenger RNA of Onychostoma macrolepis, 4763 nucleotides long. Its product is annotated as E3 ubiquitin-protein ligase TRIM39. The transcript is spliced from 6 exons. The record is from RefSeq and is a predicted model, not a curated record. Gene Ontology annotation, molecular function: protein binding; zinc ion binding. Bases 124 to 1524 code for a protein of 466 amino acids. NCBI's taxonomy places the organism in Eukaryota, Metazoa, Chordata, Actinopteri, Cypriniformes, Cyprinidae.
GAAAGGGGAUUUCCUUUGAUACCCAGUGCACAGCAGUGAUUGAGUAACAACCAGAGAGCUGCAGACCAGACACUGAGAGCGGAAGGACAUUUAGAAGACGACAACAUCCAGAAAACUACCAUAAUGUCAGACGAUCAACCCUCUCCACCCUCCAGCGGCUCCUUGUGCCCAGGCUGCCAGGGUGAAGGGUCGCUGCUGCUGCCCUGCGGACACACUCUGUGCCAGGCUUGCCUGCAGCUGUGUCAGGAUGAGCUGGGACAGGACGGGCCGGGCUGUACCGAGUGUUACAGCCGCGAGCUACUGGACGGCGUGCUGAAGGGGCUGCUCGACUCGCUGUUCCAAGGGCAGCCGCGGCGGGUAGGAAACGGCGUGGAGGAUGGAGAUCUGUGCAGACAGCAUAGAGAGAGACUGACUCAGUACUGUAUGGAGGACGAGGAGCUGAUCUGUGAUCAGUGUCAGGGAGAGGAACAUGAAGAUCACGAGUGCAGCUCCAUAGAAGAGGCAACGCAAGAGUGUAAGAGGGAGUUGAGAGCAGCUCUUGGACCCCUGCAGGAGAAACUGGAGAUGUUAAAUACAGCCAAGCAAACCUGCCAGGAAACUUCAGAACACAUCAGGACACAGGCCCAGAACACGGUGCGUCUGAUAAAGGAGAACUUUGAAAAGCUCCAUCAGUUCCUGUAUGAUGAGGAGAUCUCCAUGCUGAGAGCUCUGAGUGAGGAAGAGGAGCAGAAGAGCCAGAAGAUGAAGGAGAAGAUGGACAAACUGACAGAUGAGAUUAUGACCUUAAGAGAAGCCAUAAGUUCAACAGAAGAGGCCAUGAGCGCUGAUGACAUGGCAUUUCUGAAGAACUACAAGAAGACUUCAGAACGGAUGGACUGCACCGUUCAGGACCAAGUGGAAAUCUCUGGAGCUUUGAUUGAUGUGGCCAAACACAUCGGCUCGCUCAAGUUCAGAGUGUGGGAGAAGAUGCAGAGUGCCGUCACAUACACUCCCGUGAUCCUCGACCCCAACACUGCAGACGUCUGCGUGGCUCUGUCCGAAGACCUCACCACCAUCCGCUACAUGGAGGAAGACCAGCAGGUCCCGGACAACCCUGAGCGCUUCUGCUUCUACGAGUGUGUCCUGGGCUCCGAGGGCUUGGGCUCCGGCCGGCACAGCUGGGACGUGGAGGUGGGCGACUGCAGCGAGUGGGUGCUGGGGGUGGUGAGAGAAAGCGUGCAGCGUAAAGAGUGGUUCCCGCCGAGCCCCGAGCGCGGCAUGUGGACCAUCUGCCUGUACGGAGGAGAGUAUCGCGCACGGACGGCCACCAGCGCUCCUCUGGCGCUCAAGAAGAAACCACAGAAGAUUCGGGUUCAGCUCGACUGGGAGGCCGGCAGAGUCAUGUUCUCGGACGCCGGAGACAACUCUCUGCUCUACAAGUACAAGCACAAGUUUACGGAAAAAGUGUUUCCGUAUUUCUCCAACACUUGUAAAAGACAUGCGCUGCAUAUUUUAUCGGAGAAGGUGUCUGUGUACACGGAGUAACUCAACAGACAUUUCAUUAUCGACACUUUUCUGAGCCGGAAGGACUGAAGUAGUACAAGAAUGACUUAAAAGAGAUACACUACCAGUCAAAACAGUAAGAUUUUAUUUUUAUUUUUUUUAAAGAAGUCUCCUCUGCUCACCAAGCCUGUAUUUAUUUGAUCCAAAGUAUGGCAAAACAGUACAAUAUUUUUACUAUUUAAAAUAACUUUUCUAUUUGAAUAUAUUUUAAAAUGUAAUUUAUUCCUGUGAUUUCAAAGCUGAAUUUUUAGCAUCAUUACUCCAGUCACGUGAUCCUUCAGAAAUCAUUCUAAUAUUCUGAUUUGCUGCUCAAAAAAACAUUUAUUAUUAUAUGCUGAAAACAGCUGAGUAUAAUUUUUUCAGGUUUCUUUUAAUAUAAAGUUCAGAAGAACAGCAUUUAUCUGAAAUAGAAAUCUUUUGUAACAUUGUGCCUUUAUUAUCACUUUUGAUCAAUUUAAAGCAUCCUUGCUAAAUAAAAGUAUUAAUUUCUAUAAUUUCUUUCCCCAAAAAAAGAAGACUCGAAUGGUAUUGUAUAAUGUUACAAAAGGGUUUUUUUUUUAAUGGUGCUUAAAAUUUUGCUUUGAUCACAGGAAUAAAUUACAUUUUAAAAUAUAUUCAAAUAGAAAGCAUUUAUUUUAAAUAGUAAAAGUAUUUCACAGUUUUGCUGUACUUUGGAUCAAAUAAAUGCAAGUUUGGUGAGCAGAAGAGAAUUCUUUAAAAAACACAAAAAAUCUUACUGUUCAAAAACUUUUGACUGGUAGUGUAGUUCACUCACAAAUGACAGCGUUUCCAUCAUUUACUCACCCUCAUGUUGUGUCCCACUUGUAUGAACAUAAAAGAGCAUAUUUAAAAAAAUGUGGGGAACCAAACAGUUGACGGUAGCCAUUGAUUGUAGAAAUUGAUUGAUUGAUUGAUUGAUUUUCUUUCUUUCUUUCUAGGUCACAAUUUUCAUUUUUGGGUAAACUAUCCUUUUAACAAGGCUAAUACACUACCGUUUUUUUUUUUUUUUUUUUAAUUCAGCAAGGAUGCAUUAAAUUGAUCCAAAUUGACUGUCUAUUUUGAAUAAAUUUUCUUUUUGAACUUUCUAUUCCUCAAAGAAAUCUGAAGAAAAAAAAUGCAUUUCCACAAAAAUAUUAUUCAGCAUAACCAUUUUCAACAUUGAUGAUAAGAAAUGUUGACAAUGAAGACUGGAGCUUUGUCAUCACAGAAAUUACAUUUUAUAAUAUAAUACAAUAGAAAACAGUUAUUUCAAAUGGUAAUAUUUCAAAAUAUUACUGCUGUUUUUGCAGAUUAGUUUCUAUAAAUGCCAUUUUUUGGGGGCUGAGUUUUGAGUUCAUAUUUUUGUAUAUCAGACUGUUUUAAUUAUUAAUUAAAUUUUUAAUAAUAUGAUUUAAAAUGUGAUUUUUCAUUAUAUGAAAGUCUCUUUGGCUCAAAAUACACUACUGUUCAAAAGCUUGGCUAAGAUUUUUAAUAUUUUUGUAAAAUCUCUUAGGCUUAUCAAGGCUGCAUUUAUUUGAUCAAAACACAGUAAAAACAGUAAUAUUGCAAAAUAAUAUUACAAUUUAAAAAAAAAAUUUUUUUGGGGGGUAAUGUAUCCUUGUGAUCAAAGCUGAAUUUUCAGCAUCAUUACUCCAGUAUUCAGUGUCAUUAUGAUCCUUCAGAAAUCAUUCUAAUAUGCUGAUUUGAAAUCUUAUUAUCAGUGUUGAAAACAGUUGUGCUGCUUAAUAUUUGUGUGGAAACUAUGAUAUCAGGACAUGAAGUUCAUUAAUAUGAAAUAGAAAUCUUUUGUAACAUUAUAAAUGUCUUUACUGUCGCUUUUAAUAAAUUUAAUGCAUUCUUGCUGAAUAAGUGUUCAUUUCUUACAAAAAAAAUAAAUAAAUAUUGACCCUAUGUUUUGAAUGGUUAAAGUGCAUCUGAUAAAUGACUAAUUAUAGUACAAGGUUUGAGAAAAUUCAAAACUUCUGAGUACAGCUGAAGAAACUUCCAAUAUAAAAGCAUCUGAUGCUUGCUGUUGAUGUGGUCUUUGUGCUGAAGCUCUGUGAACUCUGGGUGAACAUCGCUCCGAAUAAAGCACUGAUGACAUCUCCAGCUGUCCAGCCUCAUCAACCCCAGCCGAUGACACGUGUUUCUGGAGAAAGCAGACACUCGCUCCCCUCGCCUGAGCACACACAAGUCUCUCUACCUUUUCCUGUGAUCAUGACUUUGCAAACUCGAGACGUGUGCACAGAGGAGAACCAGAUUACAACAUCAAGUAUAUUACCAUCUGCAACAUCUUCCAACAGAAACAUAGCUUUAAUAGUAUGUAAACAAGCACAUAUCUGUGAAUGUAAGAUUCUAUUCAGAAUAUUAGAUUGCUGCUUACUUAAUAUUGUGCAGUAUAAAUAGUCUACUUUUUUAAAUAGUGGGUAAAACAAUAAUUUUGCAACAAAACAAAAAAAAACGUUUUCAAACAGUUGCAUGUUGCAUUGUCAUGAUUAUAACUGUUUUCUUAUUUUGCAUUUUUAAUUCAAUUGAAUCUGUAAUGAAAUCAUUCAUCACACUGCAAAUUGAAAGUCAAAUGCAAACGACUGGAAAACUACUAUAUGCACAAUACUAAUAUAUAGGCAUUUCUGGAAUUUAAAAAAACAACGCUUUUUUAUCAGUGGUUAUUAGGAAAACAUUCAAAUUUUUGCAAACAAAGCUUGCUUUUAAUAACUAUUGCACUGUUGUUGCCAAAGUAAAUACUACUACUAAUACAUUUUAUUUUAUUAUUUUAAAAGAUGUUAAUUAACAUAAAUUAUCAUGGCCUAAUGACCCCACCCCUUGUGGUCAUACAAUAAUCAUGACAAUAGAGACUUUUCACAUACUGCUAUGCAUUUACCUAUAUUAAUGUUUCAAAUGCUUUUAUCAAAAAAUAAAUGAAAAGAAUUCAAAUUUCUGCAAUUAACAUGUCUAACAAAGUUUUUUUUAAUUUUUUUUUUAUAAUUUUUUUAUUCAAAUGUAUUAACAUUUGAACAUAACAUUAUACAUGGUGCUAGUUAAAAAAACAAAAACUAGUAAACGCUGCUGCCAUGUGUUAUAUUUUCCAAUUUCAUUUUUCUGACUGCCAUGAUCAUUUUUUUUUCUCUUCAUUUGGAAAGUCAUGGAAAUGCAAUAGUUUUGUUUUUCUUCAUUUGCUGUUGCUGAAAUAAAAAAUAUACAUCAAAAUGACGAAAAUCUUAAACAACAACAAUAAAACUACA